UAAAUGCUGAUACUGUGUUAUGUGUAUGAAAGUACCACUGUAGCAGAACUACAAGUCCCAGGAUCCUCUUUUUAGACGAGACAUGCUUCAAAGGCUUAAACUGCACCAGAAACAUUAACCCUCCACCGAUAAUCACUGGGAAACAAUGAGCCUUUCUGAAGCAGAUGUCACACCAAGAUAUACAAAGGGCCAGCAGAAAAAAACAAUUCUACAUAUAUAAUUCUAAAUUGGUUUUAAAAUGCAUGAAAAUAAGAUGUUAUACAAUUUACCUUUGCAAAUCUUGUUGAAAAGGUCUGCUUUUUAAUUUGGUUUUGUAUGUAUUUUUGCGUUUAUUCAAUUGUCUGGAUUGCCAAUGGAAUUCUUUGUUUAUUUCUACAUUUGUUUCAUGCAUGUGGGCAAUUAAUGUGAGUGUUCCUUUAAGGGUUUCCUCCUCCCGGUUAAUACGUUGACAUUAGCUGCACCUGAUGCAGAUAUAUAACACAGGUAUCAGUUAAACACCUGCCAGUCCUUGCAAAGUCUUUCAUUAGACAAGAGGAACCCGCCCACCUAUUUACCUGAAGGACACUCUCUACUGGGCAGCCUGGGCUCUCAUCCAAGCAGAGCAGUCAGCCAGAUACAGGGCUGAAUAAGUCAUUGCACCAGUACAGAAGAAAAAAGCAAGGGAGAAGGAGCCCCAGACAUACAAAGGACACAGAACCACACGCAACUCUGCAUCUGGAGACAAGGGUCAUAGACAAUCUAUUUCAACAGAUACUUCACUACAAAGAGCACCUUCCUGGCAGAGAGAUCAGGCUCAACAGAUUGCUAGAGAUCAACUAAAGACAGGCAUUUCUUAAGGAGACUGUUGAUAUAAGAGCUAUUUCUCUAAGGAUCUUAUUCUGGUCAACCUUCCCACCAUCCUUACUUGACAACAUGUCUAUGGGACUGGAGAUUCUAGGUGUGGCGCUAUCUAUCGUCGGUUGGCUAUUGUCUGUGAUAUGCUGUGCUCUACCUAUGUGGAGAGUCACUGCCUUCAUUGGAACCAGCAUUGUUGUGGCCCAGACCAUUUGGGAAGGGCUGUGGAUGAACUGUGUGGUGCAGAGCACAGGGCAAAUGCAAUGCAAAAUGUAUGACUCUCUAUUAGCUCUUCCUCAAGACCUCCAGGCAGCUCGAGCCCUGACUGUGAUCUCCAUUGUAAUUGCUGUGCUGGGAGUUCUUAUUUCCAUCAUUGGAGCCAAGUGUACAAAUUGCGUGCAGGAUGAGUCAGCCAAAGCCAAGAUAAUGAUUGUGUCUGGAGUUAUCUUUAUCCUUUCUGGGCUGAUGACCCUUAUCCCUGUGUCCUGGUCUGCAAACACUAUUAUCCGUGAUUUCUACAAUCCUUUAGUAGUGGAAGCACAAAAAAGAGAGCUUGGCUCCUCAAUGUACAUUGGAUGGGCAGCCUCUGCUCUUCUUAUGCUUGGAGGAGCAAUGCUCUGCUGUUCUUGCCCCCCAACAGAGAAGUACAAUACUUCAAGAGUGGCGUAUUCAGCUGCCAGGUCAACAAAUCCUGGUUAUGACAGAAAAAACUAUGUCUGAAAUGGACAUUCUGAGUCCUUAUAAAGGGCUGAAGGACUGCCAUGUAUUAGACCUGUGACAACCAAAAGGGAGCAAAAGGAAGAAGUAACCCCUCCAUAGACUAUCAUUUACAAUUAUUCCUCUAAGAACUGCAUUUGUUGCUAUAUGUUAUAUAUGUGUUAUAUAUUAUAUUAGAUUUGUUGCUCCUUUUGACUGCACAGUGUGCAUUUGUUGUGUUCGUGUUUGAAUGUGCACAGGUAUAUUGAUGUUUUCCAUUGCUGUGUCAUUUAUAGAAUAUUCCCAAACAGGGAGGGGCAUUUGGUGAUAGAGAUGAGGUGGCUGUACUUCUUUAACCAUUUCCAUAAAGGCAGCUAAUUCAUCUGUCUAAAUACAAAGCAAUAUAUAAAACUACUUUGUCCAAUUGUCAUCCAUGGAAAUCUUCUAGUGGAUACUGGCCUUUACAACUCCAUAACUACACAAUAUUGUUGACGAAUGCAAGUAAUAUAUUUGGUACACCUCAUCCACUGGCUGAAUUCAGCAUUUGAACCAGUUUUUGUCUCUAGAAGUAUUUGAUGAUCUACACUUUAUUCUUUUUUUCAGCUAUAGGAAUAGUACAUAAUUUUUUACAAUAAAAUAAGUUUACCUUCA
Xenopus laevis (African clawed frog) is the source of this 2181-nucleotide messenger RNA. RefSeq names its product claudin-3 (gene cldn3.S). Lineage: Eukaryota; Metazoa; Chordata; Amphibia; Anura; Pipidae. The coding region runs from base 913 to 1554 and encodes 213 amino acids. The transcript has a single exon. The record is from RefSeq and is a predicted model, not a curated record.